Messenger RNA from Solea solea (common sole), 2477 nucleotides. RefSeq names its product claudin-20. Gene Ontology annotation, cellular component: plasma membrane; bicellular tight junction. The transcript has 2 exons. Lineage: Eukaryota; Metazoa; Chordata; Actinopteri; Pleuronectiformes; Soleidae. Gene Ontology annotation, biological process: bicellular tight junction assembly; cell adhesion. Bases 714 to 1442 code for a protein of 242 amino acids. Gene Ontology annotation, molecular function: structural molecule activity. The record is from RefSeq and is a predicted model, not a curated record.
UUGUGCAGUCUAACGGUUUAAUGAGGUAAAAAUGUAAUGAAUCCAUUAUUAUAUGACUCGUUGGUUGCAGAACCUUUGUGACGACAUGAACACGUGCUGAUAGUCUUAAAGCGUUUGUUAUUAUAUUUCAAAAACUCAAGUUGUGGUUGUGAGUCACACACACACACACACACGCGCAGGGAGAGAGAGGGAGGGAGAGAGAGGGAGAGGGAGAGCUACGAUCGCUCCUCUCCUCCAGACUGAGUCUGUGUGGUCCGUGUGGAGCUGUUACAGUGGGAUGUCCUCGCUCUCUUUCUACACUGUUGCUAAGGAAAUGGAUGGUCUGAAUGGAUCCGCGGUCCGGGCUAAAUUCUGCGCCUCGACCCGUCACGAGCCUCCCGCUGCCGCUGUUAGUGCCGCUGCUCCCUUUCACUGUGUCACCGUGUGUGUUUACAGGAAUCACUGCGAACAGCGUGACGCGUCAGCGCCAGCUCUGCACCAGCCGGGUCCAGUGCAGCUGCAGCUGAAAAAGUGAGGAGGCUGGGGAUAUUGACUGGCAGCUGUUACGCCACCGAGGGAGGAGAAGAGGGGGGUAAGCGGCGGCUGGACAGUGGGGUGGACGAGCCUGGCUGGAGCUGGGUGAAUGCUGCCAAGCGAGGACAAGGGCUGAGGCGGCAGCAGCGGCGUCAGCAGCAGCAGCAGCAGCAGCAGCAGCGUAGACUCUCAGAAGGAGCAUGGCAUCCACUGGGAUGCAGAUAUUUGGAUUUGUUCUCGCACUGAUGGGCAUCAUGGGAGCGAUGGUGGCCACGGUGCUGCCCAACUGGAAGGUCAGUGCAGAUGUGGGCUCCAACAUCAUCACAGCAAUCUCCCAGAUGCAGGGACUGUGGAUGGACUGCACAUGGUACAGCACCGGCAUGUUCAGCUGCACACUCAAGUACUCGGUGCUUUCACUACCUGCGUACCUGCAGACUGCGCGCACCACCAUGGUGCUGUGCUGCGUGCUGGCAGCCAUGGGCCUCUGCCUCGCAUCCCUGGGACUAAAAUGCACACGCUGGGGAGGCGGACGGCGCUCCAAGCGGCACGCCGCGAUUGCCAGUGGUGGCUGCUUCGUCUCUGCGGGGUUCCUGUGUCUCGUUCCUGCUUCCUGGUUUACCAACGAGGUCAUCACCAACUUCCUGGACUCUAGUGUGCCCGAGAGCAAUAAGUUUGAGCCCGGGGGUGCCGUGUACGUUGCUUUUGUCUCAGCGGGAUUUCUCUUUGUCGGAGGGUCCAUCUUCUGCAUGUCCUGCUCGGGGAAGCGACACGGCCCCCAAGACCUGGUCUUGCUCCCUCCCCCUGACAAACUGCUGCUCCAGCAGCAGCAGCAACAGCUGCUUCAGCAGCAGCAGGAUCUCCAGCAUCAGUACUGCUCUCUCUCCCCACUAGACAAUAAGACUGGCUACAGCCUGCAGGACUAUGUGUAAUAAAGCAGCGAUGUGUACGCCACGGCUACAGGGAGACGAGCCUGAGGGGGAAACCAUCACAGUUUAUGCUGCACACUGGGCUCUUCGCUAGAUGGAGGUGGAGAAAAAAAUGAGGGAGGAGGGCAACAACUUUGAAUUCACCCCCCCCCCAUCUGGCUCUUCUCCAUUUUUCUUCUGUUUUGCAAGCACAAGCGGUGGAGGUAUUCCCUAAGCAGCAGCUUGGAACAAAGUGUGAAUGUGUAAGGAGCCGGGAUAAGAUGCUGCGGAAUCGAAGGAAGCUGCUAACCGAAUGCAGACAUCCUCCAUCAGUAAAUCACAGAAAGAGCUCCCUCGGGAACGGAUUAAGCAAAUAAGGAAGGCUUCAGAGUUGAUUUUUUUUUUUUUCCUCGCCAAAGGUUUGAAUUGAAAGAAAGAAGCAAUCAUUUAGCUGCUAUUUACAAUCGUUUGGUACACUCUCGUUUGAUGAAGAAGGCAAUAUAACGCCUGAGAGCAGUAGGUGGAAGCCUCUCUCAUCGCAAGCCAUUAGUUUUUUCGUGUACUUAUAGAAACGCUACAUGGAAAUGACUAGAAUAAAUUGUCAUAUUUUUGUUAGCUACUAGAGUAAUGUUGAUAUUUUUGCCUCUAAAGCAUGCUGUGUGGAGCCUGUCUGUGUAAUAAUACAGAGGAAUGCCAGGUAAGACGACUGAGACAUAGCCACACAAUGCCUGUGCCUGAAAAGCUGUAGAAACAUUACCCUGCUGUAACUGUUUAAAGAGGACUGUCAGGAGGAAUAAGUGUGGGCUGCUGGGCUGGGACUGGCACUGAGAACGCAGAUGGAGAGAGAGAUGCCUGCUUCUCUCUCUGCAGGUGGAAAUAUGAGAGAGAGAGAGAUGGAGAGAAGAUUGAUAGAAAGAGUCAGUCCUCCCGCGGCAGGGACCAUCUGAUAUGCUGCUUUCAUAUUUCCAUGCAGACAUAAAUACUCUGCCUUUAAGUAGCAGCUACCCAUCCCAAUCCACUCCUGCACGCCCUCAGUCACGCUCACCAAACACACACACA